ACAAAGAAACAAAUUCCCUUACAACAAUGCUGCUCAUCUCAUUGACGUAUUCCGAGUAACGAUCAACCAAUCGGCCAAUACUAUUAUCUCGAUGUCAGUUCGUCUGGCCCCCUCCCGUCCGUUCCAGCUGCUUCAGCUAGUGGCAAGAAGAAACAACAAACUGGACUGAUAAGGAGUUCAAUUUUCCUACAUAAGAACAAAAUCAACUUGUGAUUUGAUGAACAUGCGACUGAGUCCUAGAGCAUCAGUUGAUCUGCGCAGCCAACGGUGAUUACAUCGGUACAGUUCGAUUCAAUCGAAAAUGGAGCAAAAAUUGAUCCGAUUCAUCAAAUUUCAUGGCUACCUGUUCUUCGGUUGUGCUCUGUUCUUCGCUCUUCGAGAGUUGUGGCUACUCACGAUAAAUUCACUGUUCUCGAACCGUCGCUUUUGGAUCAAUGAACAAGAAUCUCUCACCCGUAGUUACCCGACGGUUCGGUGGAUUUUCGCCCUACUCUGGCUAGUGGCUCUGGCGGUCAUGUAUACCGGUAUGCGGUGGGAGGAACCUGAGUACCUUCGACCGGCCAAAUAUUUGUUUUCGAUUGAGAUUCUGAUCGUACUGGUACAGGAUUUCAUUCGUUCCAUCAACAAUGAGCCGAACGAACGACUGAUCCUGAAUGCGGAGUAUUUAUUUUUCUUCAGCGCGAUCGUCAUCUAUGUGCUGUAUACGUUUCAAACGCUGGGUUCGUUGUUCAAUAACCGCACAGCCACUAUCGUGAAUAGUCCAAGCAAGGUGCACAUAAUCUGCUGUGAGAGUUCGGCACUGUGAGUUGAUUAGGAUGCGGUUGUUAAGGCUAUCCAAAUC
Molecule: messenger RNA, 841 nt
Organism: Topomyia yanbarensis
Lineage: Eukaryota; Metazoa; Arthropoda; Insecta; Diptera; Culicidae
Exons: 3
Coding region: 302-805 (167 amino acids)
Source: RefSeq, a predicted model, not a curated record